CCAGUGACAGUGGGUGCUGUUUUACUAUGAUUUAUCUGUAUCUGAUGUUCCUGUGCAGUUGGUACAGAUGAUCGUAUUCAUGUCGCUGACUGCGAGUUUUUUUGGUUAGACGACUUACUGAAAAUGGCAAAAGAGUUGGAGGUGUACCUCAAACCAGGUGCUGAGCAAGCACUAGAGGACUUCAAGCAAUCACGCAAGAAAUAUGUUAAUUACAAUAUCGACCAUAUAGCGGUCUGUAGCGCUUGGGCUAAUGAGGACGGUAGACGUCAAUUGUCGCGUGCCCGUGGGCUCCGUAUCCAAAAUACAAAGCUGUUUGAAGCUAGACUGGUCGAUCUCGGCCAUAAUGCUAAAGAUGUGGAACGCAUGUUCGAGCGUCAUCACUAUGGCGUGCUAGAUAAGGAGCUUACCGAUGCACGCUGGAAGCGUUUGAUCCCAAAAGUCGAGCGUAAGCUUGCCGAAUUGCAGGAAGAAUGGUGCCGCGCGAACCAAAGAAAAGUAUCGUCUGCCCGGGAGUUUUGCCUGUUGGCUAUGUACCAGGAAUACGUGCAGCCCUUGUCACACGCUAUCAUACCUCCUCCCCAAGAUUUCUUGAAGCUCUGUGAUGUUGCGGAAUUUAUCGAAAGCCCACCCACUGGGGACGAAGAAAGCGAUAUUCAACCUUGUUAUGCUUUCGCGGAAAGAUUUCCCGAGUUUUGUGCUGAAUAUGUGCAUAAGAGGAAGCUCGAGCUGACACGACUACUUACCCUCUCCAAUGAUGUACUGCAGGAUACUGCGAUGCUACAAAACCGAAGGAUCGAUGCCCCUGCUGAUACGUUACUGCGGCUGGCGACCUCCGUUUUCCAAUGCACUCGCCUGGGCUCCUUCCCACUGAUUACGUGGGACAAGGUGCAGUAUCACAGACAGUCUUCUCACAAUCAAGACGUGGCCCGAAAUUAUGCAAGAUCGGCGUCGAUAUCAUCUUGCACAUUUUCGAUCUCCCACCGUGGGGUUGCCGCUGCACGUUCUUUAUUGGGCUUAGUCGGUCUCAAUGCCCAAACUACGACUGCAACCACAAUGGACAAUCUCCAGUGUCGCUUUUUCUGCUCCAACUGUCCACCCAAGCCAGAGAACGGAGGAUCAUACCGGAUGGCAAUGAACUGGCGUCAGGGCGUCUUUCAUUACGUCGAGUACCAAGGUUCAUCGCACAAAGAGCCUCGUUGGGAAUUCUUGAGUGACGCACAACUUCAAGUCAUGCAAAGUUGGCGUGCGCCCGAAUAUCCCGGAGCUACUGAGAAAGUGUGGCGUUGUAACAAGUGCGAUUUAUACUACGGAGAUCCAACUACAAGAGUGACCAUGAUUAAACAUAUGAAAUCGCAUAGAAUCACUACUCCGACCGAAGGAAUUGACUUUAGCUAUGUCCAAGGCGUCGUCGAGAAACCGCCUCCAGCAACAAAGUUCUUCAUUACCCCUCAGAUCAAUAAGCCCUCAAAGUCAGGCACAACUCAGAAGUCUAAACCUUCUACCGAGUUGGGAUAUCGCUGUCGACAUUGCAAUGGCUCAAGUCGGACUUUCAUGUUGGACGGUGUCAAGCAGCACAUCAAAGUCAAGCACAAGAUCGAUUCUCCAGGUGAAGGGUCAGACUUUUGUAAGAUCAAGUAAUUCCAUCGCACUUUAAUUCUUCGUAGCCUCCUCUUCAUCUUUCGCUCUAUAUAUGCGACCUUUAACGCAUAACUACAGCGGUUACGUACGCCGUCUGCAUCCCUAGCCCUAAUGUUUAAGUAUAUAC
Molecule: messenger RNA, 1765 nt
Organism: Suillus subalutaceus
Lineage: Eukaryota; Fungi; Basidiomycota; Agaricomycetes; Boletales; Suillaceae
Exons: 7
Coding region: 124-1638 (504 amino acids)
Source: RefSeq, a predicted model, not a curated record